UACCCGAUUCAAUCUCUCUUAUCUAUAAUCUAAAAGAGGAUGGAACUUGGCUUGUGCAAGAAAUUAAAAGCACUACCCUGUAACUUUGGAGCUUUAACACAACUAAGGUCACUUGAUCUGACAGAUACACAAGUAACAGAACUGCCUGAGUCAGUGACUAGCAACCUGUGCAAAUUAGAGAUUGUGAUUCUUUUCAGAGGCAGCAAGUUUCCCAAAAAUAUCAGGAAUUGGGUGGAAUUGAGAAAACUCACUUAUUAUGACCGAAAAACAGAUGGUUUAAUAAUGCCAAGAGGUAUAGAAAAGCUAACUCGCCUCGAAGUAUUAUAUCCUUUCAUCGUGAGGAAAGAAGAUGAUGUCUCCAUCGAUACCUGCAGUCAUAAUUCAAGUUCUUCUUCUAUCCAAGAAUUAGCAGAUCUAAACUCUCUUCAGUGGUUGCGGAUACUACAUCUAGAGAAUGUGAGAGGUGGUAAAAUAGAGGCCGCGAAUGCAAAGUUAAUAGACAAGCAAAACAUUCAAGAUUUGGAUCUACGAUGGAAAUCGGAAGAAGAAGAAGGAGACGAAUUGGCUGCUACUGCUACUAUGGUGUUGGAAGGUCUCCAACCUCAUCCUAAUUUGGAGAAAUUGUCUAUAUAUUAUUUCCCGGGUUUAAAGCCUCCAAAGUGGAUGAGUUCAUCUUCUUGUAUUCCUAAUUUAGUGACAUUAAAGAUUUUCAGCAGCCACAACUGUGGAAGUCCUGUAGGCCUGGGUCAACUCCCAUGUCUUAAGAUUCUACAUAUGUUUGGUAUGAAAUCAGUCAAGUGUUUGGGCAAGGAUUUUUAUCACCAGCAGGAAGAAGAGGGAAAUGAAGGUUUCACAACAACAUUAUUCCUUUCGUUAACCAGCUUGUACUUGUAUGAUAUGGAAAACUUGGAAGAAUGGGUUGCACCUUCGCGGCCUGAUAGUUCCUUCCCUUGCCUUGAGCAUUUAGAGAUCAAAUGGUGCAGUAAUUUGACAUCUAUACCAGAUUUACGGUUAUGGGCUUCUUCUCUCAAGCGUUUAGAAAUCGAAGGGUGCAAGGUGAAGGAGUCAAUUCCUUAUGAUCUCAAAAAAUCCCUCACCUUUCUUGCAAGACUCUAUUUUGAUGGUUUCUAAAGUUUGAUAGAGGAGGAGUAGAUCUUCUUUGCUGUAAUUUGAUAUCAGCCAACAACACCCAGUAUAAUUAUCACUCACUUUUCUUGAAUACCUAUCUGUUGAUUGUUACCAUAAUAUGAUCAAGGAGAAGUAGAUAUUCUGCAUCUGCUUGCUCUCGAGCAAUUCAUAUCAGCCAACAGGAUCUCUUCACUUGGUAUUAUUCGGAACUCACCGAAAGAAUAAAUGGAUGAUGAGGGAUUGUCAGAGGUCGAAUAUGAGGGUGCCUCGGAGACAGUCUAAAUAUCAGUUUUGUGUAUUUGUAUAUGGUGUUCGUUCUGACAAUUAAUGUAUUAUUGUGCCUCAGCAAAUGAUUGUGGUGGCUGCAGUGGUGCUAACCAAGUUGGGUGGAAAUUUGCUUUCUCUUUCAACUGUAAUAUAUUCUCUUGGUAAUCAGUAUCACACCUUCUGUUUUAAA
Messenger RNA from Papaver somniferum (opium poppy), 1585 nucleotides. RefSeq names its product putative disease resistance protein At3g14460. Lineage: Eukaryota; Viridiplantae; Streptophyta; Magnoliopsida; Ranunculales; Papaveraceae. The transcript is spliced from 2 exons. The coding region runs from base 40 to 1131 and encodes 363 amino acids. The record is from RefSeq and is a predicted model, not a curated record.